Molecule: messenger RNA, 179 nt
Organism: Ilex paraguariensis (yerba mate)
Lineage: Eukaryota; Viridiplantae; Streptophyta; Magnoliopsida; Aquifoliales; Aquifoliaceae
Source: the annotation of a GenBank genome assembly
AUGGGUAGAGAUGGGGGUGGUCGCCGAUUAUUAGGGAUAAUCGCCACCAUGCCGCCUCCACCUUCUAACAGUAGGGUAUUACUUAGUUUAAAGAGAAAGAGAAAGAGGAGUAUGGGUAUUGUGUAUUGUGAGAGAGCAAAGCAGCAGCGAGAAUUGAUGAGGAAGAAAAAAUGUGUUUG